Molecule: messenger RNA, 8829 nt
Organism: Adineta ricciae
Lineage: Eukaryota; Metazoa; Rotifera; Eurotatoria; Adinetida; Adinetidae
Source: the annotation of a GenBank genome assembly
AUGAUUCGAUCGUUCUCAGCUUUGUCAUUUAAUCAACCAAAAUUUUGUUCAUCAGUAACAUGGUAUCCAUUUGGAAGUACCUUUGCAGAACUCGAUGACAUUGAUAUGCAUUCUAUAUUUCUUACAACUAAUAAUUCUAUUUAUAUCAUUGGUCUCGGAUCUUCUGGCAUCUAUAUUUCGUUGAAUGACUCUAUUAAGCCCACGAAAAUAGCGUCAAACACACUAUGGUACCCGAAAUCAGUUUUUGUUGAAAAUAAUAAUGAAAUCUAUAUUACAACAUCAACAUUGAGAUCAGCAGUUUCUAGAUGGAUAUUGAAUACAAAUACUCAGACUCCUGUUAUGGAUAUUCCCGCACCGUGCUAUGCCAUUUUUAUUGAUAUCAAUAAAAAUUUAUAUUGUUCAUUAGACCUUCUACACAGAGUUCUAAAAAAAUGGUUAGGGAAUAAUAAUGCAACACCAGUUACCGUAGCUGGCACUGGAAUUCCUGGUCCAGCUUCUAAUAUGCUGAAUGCACCGACUGGAAUUGUUGUUGAUGUCUAUUUGAAUCUUUAUGUUGCUGAUUUUUUCAAUAAUCGGAUUCAGUUAUUUGAAGCAGGUCAAUCAGAUGCAACUACUGUUGCAGGAAGGACAUCAGUCAACCUUACAAUUAGUCUCAAUCAACCAACUGGAAUAACUCUUGAUGGCGAUGGCUGCCUAUAUAUUGUUGAUCGAAAUAAUCAUCGUAUUGUUCGUGGUGAUAGUGUAACUGGUUUUCGAUGUAUAUUAGGAUGUGACGGUUUUGGUAAAGAAUCUCAUCAAUUAUCCGGACCACGCCAUAUGGCAUUUGAUAGUUAUGGGAAUAUCUAUGUUGUUGAUACGUAUAAUCGUCGAAUUCAAAAGUUUAUAUAUUCGGAAAAAUCGUGUGAUCCAAUUAAUACGAAUGCAUCUUCAAUAACGUCCUCAGAAAACUAUACAAUUCAUCGACCAAGAUUUUGUCCCGCAGCAGUUUGGAACCCUUUUGGAACCACUUUCCUCGCAGAGAAUAGAUUUCAUGGAAUUCCACAUUUUGUUUUUAUUACAACGAAAAACUACAUUUACAUUUUUGACCAUACGAGUGCUCGAAUCUAUAUAUGGUUCAAUGCAACUGUUAAUUCAACAAUAUCACUAUCCCGUAAUACAGGAUCACCAAGAUCAGUUUUUGUUAAGAAUGAUAACGAAAUUUAUGUUGACACAUCUACACACAAACCGGCAAUAUCUAGAUGGAUAUUGAAUACAAAUACUCACACUCCGGUUAUGGAUAUUCCCGCACCGUGCUAUGCCAUUUUUAUUGACAUCAAUAACAAUUUAUAUUGUUCAUUAGACCUUCGACACAGAGUUCUAAAAAAAUGGUUAGGGAAUAAUAAUGCAACACCAGUUACCGUAGCUGGUACUGGAACUCCUGGUCCAGCUUCUAAUAUGCUGAAUACUCCGACUGGAAUUGUUGUUGAUAUCUAUUUGAAUCUUUAUGUUGCUGAUUUUUUCAAUAAUCGGAUUCAGUUAUUUGAAGCAGGUCAAUCAGAUGCAACUACUGUUGCAGGAAGGACUUCAGUCAACCUUACAAUUAGUCUCAAUCAACCAACUGGAAUAACUCUUGAUGGCGAUGGUUAUCUAUAUAUUGUUGAUCGAAAUAAUCAUCGUAUUGUUCGUGGUGAUAGUGUAACAGGUUUUCGAUGUAUAUUAGGAUGCGAAGGUUAUGGUAAAGAACCCUAUAAAUUAUGGGGACCACGCCAUAUGGCAUUUGAUAUUUAUGGGAAUAUCUAUGUUGUUGAUACGAUUAAUCGUCGAAUUCAAAAGUUUAUGUAUUCGAAAAGAUCCUGUGACCGAGCUACUACGAAUGCAUCUUCAAUAACGUCAUCGGAAAACUUGCCGUUUAAUCAACCGAAGUUUUGCUUGUCACCAACGUGGGACUCGUAUGCAGCUACUUUUGUCGCAGAGAAUACAAUUGGUGGAGUUCCACAUUCUAUAUUUAUCACAGCGAAUAACUCCAUUCAUGUAUUUGACUAUUGGAAUGCUCGAAUUUAUGUAUUCUUAAAUGAAACUGCGAAUUCAACAAUAUCACUAUCCCGCAACUCAGGAUUCCCAAAAUCGAUUUUUGUCGAAAAUAAUAAUGAACUUUAUAUUGAGAAAGGUGAUAACAACCAUGUAGUGGAAAAAUUGAUAUUAGAUACAAAUAAGAACAUUCCUGUUAUGAGUAUUUAUUCAUCAUGCUAUGCGCUUUUUAUUGAUAUUAAUAACAAUCUAUAUUGUUCAUUAAUUCGUCAUCAUAGAGUUCUGAAAACAUGGGUAGGUGAUGAUGAUACAACACCAAUUCUCGCAGCUGGUACUGGAACUCCUGGUUCGACUUCAUAUAUGCUGAAUGCUCCUACUGGAAUCGUUGUUGAUCGUCAUUUGAACCUAUAUGUUGCUGAUUCUCUCAAUCAUCGAGUUCAAUUAUUUCAAGCAGAACAGCCAAAUGGAAUUACUGUGGUAGGAUUGACAUCUAAAACUAGAACAAUUAAUCUCAAUCAUCCAACUGGAAUAACUCUUGAUGGCGACGGUUAUCUAUAUAUUGUUGAUCGAAAUAAUCAUCGUAUUGUCCGUGGCAAUAGUGUAACAGGUUUUCGCUGUAUACUCGGAUGUGUUGCUAGCGGUAAAGAAUCUUAUCAAUUAUUGGGACCACAACAUAUGGCAUUUGAUAUUUAUGGAAAUAUUUAUAUCAUGUGNGGAAUAACUCUUGAUGGUAAUGGUUAUCUAUAUAUUGUUGAUCAAAAUAAUCAUCGUAUUGUUCGUGGUGAUGUAACUGGUUUUCGAUGUAUAUUAGGAUGUGACGGUAAUGGUAAAGAAUCUCAUAAAUUAUUAGGACCACGACAUAUGGCAUUUGAUAGUUAUGGAAAUAUCUAUGUUGUUGAUACGAAUAAUCGUCGAAUUCAAAAGUUUAUGUAUUUGGAAAAAUCGUGUGAUCCAGUUAGUGCAAAUGCAUCUUCAAUAACGUCAUCAGAAAAUUAUACAAUUAAUCAACCGAGAUUUUGUGCCGCGGUAGUUUGGAACCCUAUUGGAACCACUUUCCCCGCAGACAAUAGAUUUCAUGGAAUUCCAUAUUUUGUUUUUAUUACAACGAAAAACUACAUUUACAUUUUUGACUAUACGAAUGCUCGAAUUUAUAUAUGGUUCAAUGCAACUGUCAAUUCAACAAUAUCACUAUCCCGUAAUACAGGGCUACCAAGAUCAGUUUUUAUUAAGAACGAUAACGAAAUUUAUUUUGACACAUUUACACACAAAUCGGUAAUAUCUAGAUGGAUAUUGAAUACAAAUACUCACACUCCUGUUAUGGAUAUUCCCGUACCAUGCUAUGCUAUUUUCAUUGAUAUCAAUAACAAUUUAUAUUGUUCAUUAGAUCUUCAACACAGAAUUCUAAAAAAAUGGUUAGGGAAUAAUAAUGCAACAUCAGUUAUCGUAGCUGGGACUGGAAAUCCUGGUCUGGCUUCUAAUAUGUUGGCUGCUCCGACUGGAAUUGUUGUUGAUGUCUAUUUGAAUCUUUAUGUUGCUGAUUCUCUCAAUCAUCGAAUUCAGUUAUUCGAAGCAGGUCAAUCGAAUGCAACUACUGUUGCAGGGAGAACAUCAGUUAACCUUACAAUCAGUCUCAACCAUCCGACUGGAAUAACUCUUGAUGGUAAUGGUUAUCUAUAUAUUGUUGAUCAAAAUAAUCAUCGUAUUGUUCGUGGUGAUGUAACUGGUUUUCGAUGUAUAUUAGGAUGUGACGGUAAUGGUAAAGAACCUUAUAAAUUAUUAGGACCACGACAUAUGGCAUUUGAUAGUUAUGGAAAUAUCUAUGUUGUUGAUACAAAUAAUCGUCGAAUUCAAAAGUUUAUGUAUUCGAAAAGGUCCUGUGACCGAGUUAGUGCAAAUGCAUCUUCAAUAACGUCAUCGGGAAACUUGCCACUCAAUCAACCAAAAUUUUGCCUGUCACCAACGUGGGACUCGUAUGCAACUACUUUUCUCGCAGAGAAUAGAAUUGGUGAAGUUCCACAUUCUAUAUUUGUCACGAUGAGUAAUUCCAUUUAUGUAUUUGACUAUUGGAAUGCUCGAAUUUAUGUAUUCUUAAAUGAAACUGCGAAUACAACAAUAUCACUAUCCCGCAACUCAGGAUUACCAAGAUCAUUUUUUGUCGAAAAUGAUAAUGAACUUUAUAUUGAGAAAGGUGAUAACAAUUAUGUAGUGGAAAAAUUGAUGUUAGAUACAAAUAAGAACAUUCCUAUUAUGAGUAUUUAUUCAUCAUGCUAUGCGCUUUUUAUUGAUAUUAAUAACAAUCUAUAUUGUUCAUUAAGUAGUCAUCAUAGAGUUCUGAAAACAUGGUUAGGUGAUGAUGAUGAUGAUACAACACCAAUUCUCGCAGCUGGCACUGGAACUUCUGGUUCGACUUCAUAUAUGCUGAAUGCUCCUACUGGAAUCGUUGUUGAUCUUCAUUUGAAUCUUUAUGUUGCUGAUUCUCUCAAUCAUCGAGUUCAAUUAUUUCAAGUAGAACAACCAAAUGGAAUUACUGUGGUAGGAUUAACAUCUAAAACUAAAACAAUUAGUCUCAACCAUCCGACUGGAAUAACUCUUGAUGGUAAUGGUUAUCUAUAUAUCGUUGAUCAAAAUAAUCAUCGUAUUGUUCGUGGUGAUAGUGCAACUGGUUUUCAUUGUAUACUUGGAUGUGUUGCUAGAGGUAAAGAACCUUAUCAAUUAUUGGGGCCACGACAUAUGGCAUUUGAUAGUUAUGGAAAUAUUUAUGUUGUUGAUUCGGAUAAUCGUCGAAUUCAAAAGUUUAUGUAUUCGAAAAGAUCAUGUGAACCCAAUGGUUAUAUUACAAAUUUUACUUUUACUGAACUUAUGAAAAGAAAUAUAAGCAGUGAACAAUUAUAUUCUUGGUUUGCACCAAUUGAUCUUAUCGAAGAUUAUCAAUCAUAUUUAAAUAAACUCUCAUCAAUAUCAAAUAAUGAAAUAAACAAUGAUAUUUUUUACAAUUGUACAAGAGGAAGAUUUGGGUUCAUGUGUCAAUAUGAAAUAGAUGAUGUUUAUUUACAUAAUAAUAUGUUCGAUUAUUUGAUAGAUUUUUAUCGAGAUGAAAAACCUUUUUCAGAAUCAUUAACUUGUUAUAUGUUUAUACAAUGUGAUCGUCAUUCAUCGAAAUACUGUUUGGAUUGGUCAGAAAUUUGUGAUGGAAAAGUAGAUUGUUUCAAUGGUCCAUUUGAUGAAGAACAUUGUUCACAAGUAGAUAUAAACAAUCCAAUUUAUAAACCAAUAGAAACAAAAUAUGUUAUUAAUGAAAAUAUACUCAAUCUACCAAGUCUUUUAGUUGAAGAUAUCAAAUGUCGAGAUUUACCAUUAACAUCAUCUUGUAUUCCCGGACGACAAGAACGAUUAUUGGAAGCGAUAUUAUCUAUUAAUGAUCAUUCUAUAUCAUUGAGUUGUUCAUUAGCAUUCAAAUGUAUCCUUCCAUUAUCAGAUGAUCUAUCUUCAAUUUGUAAUAAUUUCUGUUGGAUAGAUGAAUGUCUAAAGUUAAUUGAAAAUUAUUGUCCAAAUAUGUUUUAUAUACCAUCUAUUCCAAUUCUAUUUAAUAAUAUUUAUUUUGCUUAUGAAAAAACUGAUUCAAUUGAAUUUAAAAAUGAAAAUUUUCAAGAUCCUUAUAUUUGUUAUAAUGAUUCAAUUUAUGAUAACUAUUUUAUCAAUGAUUCAAUGAAAUACUUUAAUGGUAGAAAAUGUUAUCGUAGAAAUAUUCCAUUUUCUUCUUCUAAUCAAAAGCAUGUAUUCGAUUUUGCAUAUAUACAAUCAAUAUACAAUAUAUUUAAAUAUUAUAAUUUACCUUUAAGUUCAACUAUUAAAUCUUUAGAAUUUCAACAUUAUCCUUUACUCGAUUGUUCUGAUGAUAAUAAACUUUCAAGUACAAAUGAUUUAUUUCCACAUGAUGGUGAAUAUAUAUAUUAUUUAUGUAGAAAUGAUGAGAAUAAUUAUCAUCAAUUAACUAAACAUCGUAUUUUAUUUCAAUUAAUUUGUAAUCGACUUAUUGAAUUAUCACCAAAUUUAAUUAAUGGACAAAAUGAAACUGAUGAAACUGAUUGUAAUUAUUGGCCAUGUAGUAAUUUAUAUACAAAGUGUAAUGGAUUUUGGAAUUGUUUAAAUGGUGAAGAUGAAUUUGAUUGUCAUAAUAAAAUUGAGAAAAGAAAUACCUAUAAUAGAAAGAUAUCAGAACGAAAUAAAAUUUCAUGUCAUCGUGGACUUUCUUUACAUAUUUGGUUGAAUAAUACAGAAUCAAGAUUGACAUGUAUUUGUCCAUUAAAUUAUUAUGGUUCACAAUGUGAAUAUCAAAAUCAGCGAGUGAGUUUAUCGAUUAAAUUUCAAGCAUUUUCUGAUUCACGACAAACACCAUUUGAAAUUCUAAUUCAAUUGAUUGAUAAUAGUAAUGAAAGAAUUAUUCAUUCAUAUGUUAAAUUAACAUAUUUAUUUGUAAGAGAUUGUCAAUUGAUAUCAUAUUAUUAUUUAGUUUAUUCGACACGAAUAAAAGAUCAAGAAAAAAAUUAUUCAAUUCAUAUUGAUAUUUAUAAUAAAAAUACAUUGAAUUAUCAUGGAAGUUUAUGGUUUCCAAUACGAAAUACAUUUUUACCUGUUCAUCGUUUAGAUUUAAUAAUCAAUAUUCCAGCAGCUGAUUUUCAUGUUGAAAUUUGUUCAAAAUCUCGAUGUGUUCAUGGAAAAUGUUUGAAAUAUUUCAAUGUUCAACAAGAGAAAACUUUCUGUCAAUGUUAUUCUGGAUGGUCGGGACGAUAUUGUUCAAUUCCAUCAACAAUCAAUUGUGCAUGUUCAUCGGAUUCCAAAUGUCUUGGUAUUGAUGCUUAUAAUCGAUCAAUAUGUCUUUGUCCUAUGUAUAAAUUUGGUCCUCGGUGUUUUCUCAAAGACAAAACAUGUGAAUUACAUGAUAAUACAACAUGUAAUAAUCAUGGUCAAUGUAUUCCGUCGGAUUUAAACAGACAAACAUCACAAUUGUAUACAUGUAUUUGUUCAAAAGGUUAUGAUGGCAUUCAUUGCGAAUAUGAAGAUAAUGAAAUAUCUUUAACAUUUGAAAAUAAGUUUCAUUUAUUACGAACAAUAUUCAUUCAUUUUCUUUAUAUAGAAAAUAAUCUUCCAAGAAAUCGAUUAACUAUUUUUAAAACAGUUUCGUCGAUGAAAUAUUCAACGAAUAUUUCUUGGACUGAUCGGUUUAAUGUGAUUUUUAUCGAAGAUUUAAAAAAGAAUUAUUAUUUACUUGCUACUCAGAAGACUACUUUUGAUCACGUUAAAUUAAACAAACAAAUUCGAUUAACAGAUCGUUGUCCAUAUAUAAAUGAAUUAUUUAAUAAAACAAUUGUUCAAUAUCAUUUUCUUCGACGUAUGAAAUAUUAUCAUUUACUAUGUCAAUUGAAUAUUUCAUGUUUCUAUGAUGAUAUUCAUUUAUGUACAUGUUAUUAUCUUAGGGGACACCGUUUAAGUAAUUGUUUUCAAUUUAAUCAUACGAUGAAAGGCGAUUGUUUAGGAGAAAAUGAAUGUGCAAAUGAUGGUCAAUGUUUUCAAAUUGGAUCAGGAUGUUAUAAGAAAGUCACUUGUCUUUGUCAUUCAUGUUUUUAUGGAAGACGAUGUCAAUUUAGUACAAGUAGAUUUAGUUUAUCACUUGAUACAAUUCUAGCUUAUCAUAUUCAACCAUCAAUUUAUUUAUUAAAUCAAUCAAAUAUUAUUAAAAUAAGUAUUGUUUUAAAUCUUAUCUUUCUCGUAAUAGGUUUAAUUAAUGGAAUACUUACAAUGAUCACAUUUAAAAAUAAAAAUUUACAUGUAAAUGGUUGUGCUUUGUAUUUAUUAGGUAUAGUAAAAUAUCUUAAAACAGAAUUCGAUGCGAUGAACAUCGUUGUAGUCGUGAGUGGCUGGCGCCGUCCUAAAAGGAUUCAACUUUCUAUUGUCCGAUCUGAUCGCAUUUGUAAUAUUUCUCUACUUCAUUUUAAAGUAUAUCUAUUAUUUAUCAUAGGUUCAUCAAUAACAACAUUGAUAAUAACAAUUUUAUUUGGAUUGAAAUUCUGGAUUCUUAUUUUAACACAAAUAUUUUCGAUGACAAAUCGAUUAUUUUUACAAAUUCAAUGUAUUUUAUUAGAUUAUCUUCUUCGAAUAUUUCUUCAUAUGGAUCAAUGGUUAAAUGCAUGUGUUGCUUGUGAACGAGCAUUAACAAUUAUAAAAGGUACUCGUUUUGUUAAGAAAAAAAGUAAACAAAUAGCCAAAAUAAUCAUAUUUUUACUUUUAAUUUUUAAUAUUCUUACAUUUAUUCAUGAACCGAUUCAUCGACAUUUAUUUGAUGAAAUUGAUGAAGAUGAUAAUGGAAAACGAAUUUGGUGUACUAUUACUUAUGCAUCAUCUAGUUUGCAAACAUACAAUUCUUUUAUACAUACAUUUCAUUUUUUUGCACCGUUUAUUAUUAAUUUCAUUUCAGCUCUUACUCUGAUAACAAAAAGAUCUCAACAACAAUCAAGUAUUCAAAAAAAACGAAAUUUUAAAGAAAUUUUACAUGAAAAUUAUCGACAACAUAAACAUUUAUUUCUUGCACCUGUUUUAUUAGUUAUUCUGGCAUUGCCACGUCUGAUUAUUUCAUAUGUAUCAAAAUGUAUGGAAUCAAUCAAUGAUUCAUGGUUAUUUCUUUCGGGAUAUUUUGUUUCAAUUAUUCCAGCAAUGCUUACUUUUGUUGUAUUUGUAUUACCAUCAAAAUUGUAUAGAAAAGAACUUCAGAAAUCGAUUAUCAGAUAUCAAAUUACUAUACGACGACUUAUACAUAACCUAUCAUAA